This is a messenger RNA of Colletotrichum lupini, 2127 nucleotides long. RefSeq names its product low-affinity potassium transport protein. Gene Ontology annotation, molecular function: high-affinity potassium ion transmembrane transporter activity. The transcript is spliced from 8 exons. Gene Ontology annotation, biological process: potassium ion import across plasma membrane; intracellular potassium ion homeostasis. Gene Ontology annotation, cellular component: plasma membrane. Lineage: Eukaryota; Fungi; Ascomycota; Sordariomycetes; Glomerellales; Glomerellaceae. Bases 1 to 2127 code for a protein of 708 amino acids. The record is from RefSeq and is a predicted model, not a curated record.
AUGUGGAAGCCAAAGCUUAAUUUCAUCUCCCUUCACUACAUGUGGAUUUUGUUCUGUAGCCUACUGUCAUGGGUGUUACUAUAUCCGUACGGCAACUUGGCCGCCGUGGAUGCCUUCUUCUUCGGCUGCAGUUCGUCGACAGAGUCUGGAUUGAACACCAUUGAUGUGAAGGACUUGAAGACUUACCAGCAGGUGUACAUCUACGUGAUUCCUAUGAUCACCAACUUGAUGUUUGUCAACAUUGUCGUGGCCGUAGCGCGUCUGUAUUGGUUCCGGCAGCGUCUUCGAAGUAUUGCUCCUAGUUCACUCAGAAGAUAUGGCGGCGAAGACGUAGAGGCCAACACAGAGUCUGAACGCAAGCUUGGUGAAGAGAGUGAGAAGCCAUUGCAGCACGAAGCAGCUCCAUUACCAGACCAUUCCUUCCAGGCAUCGGGAAACGAGGACGCAUCCCAUGAGAUGGACGAACAGCCCAAAACUACAUCUAGGCCGACUAACGUCACUUUCGACGACCGCAUGCCAGUACCUAGGCCUUUUGGUCGUGCGGAUACCACUGUGCUUCACGUACCUGGGCCUAUAGAUCGCAUCAAUGGCCAGCCGAUCACUGAGAUAUCGGUUGGACGCAGUGAGACUGAUGACACUGACGCCAUCCGACCUGUUCGAAGGGCAUCGACUGGCCUGUCGAGACGGAGACCGCACCACGCUAAUGGUCCUGCAAUGCGUGCGGCCCUCUCCAUCGAGAAGGUUGCUUCUUCGAUGCUGGUCUUGGGACAGACAAGACACACCGAUACCGAAUCACGUCGCUCUGGCACGUUCAGCCGCUCCCGCACCAUAGACCUUCCCAGACUAUCUCAACAGGUUACCGUCGGUCGCAACUCCCAAUUCUUCAACCUCACCGAACAAGACCGCGAGACCCUCGGCGGCAUCGAGUACCGGAGCCUGAAGCUCCUGCUCAAGGUCAUAUAUAUCUACUUCGUCGGGCUCCAUCUCUUUGGAGUCGUCUGCCUCGUGCCGUGGAUCCACAACGCACCGUCAAAGUACAAGGACGUCCUGGCUCAGAGCGCGCAGGACCGGACCUGGUGGGCCAUCUACUCGGCCCAGACCAUGGUCGACAACCUAGGCUUCACGCUCACGCCGGACUCGAUGGCGAGCUUCAGAGACGCGACCUGGCCUAUGCUCGUCAUGACGUUCCUCGCUUUUGCGGGAAACACCUGUUACCCCGUCUUCCUCCGCCUCGCCAUCUGGGUCAUGUCAAAAGUCGUCCCCCGGAAUUCGGCCAUCAGGGAACAGCUCCAGUUUCUGCUUGACCACCCGAGACGGUGUUACACGCUCUUGUUCCCCAGUAAGCCCACCUGGAUUCUUUUCGGGAUAGUCUUCGCCCUCAACUUCAUCGACGUCCUGCUCAUCAUCGUCCUGGACCUCGACAACGCGGCCGUCAACGACCUACCCAUGGGCCCGCGCAUCUUAUCCGCGCUCUUCCAGGCUGCUUCGGCGCGUCACACUGGUACCGCCACGCUGAACCUCUCCCUCGUCAACCCGGCUGUGCAAUUCAGUCUCUUGUCCAUGAUGUACAUUGCCAUCUACCCGAUUGCCAUCAGCAUCCGUGCUUCCAACACAUACGAGGAGAAGGCGCUGGGCAUCUACAGCGACGACAGCCAGCUCGACGAGAGUAACAGCGCAUCAUACAUCAUGUCCCACGUCCGCAACCAACUCAGCUUUGACCUGUGGUACAUCUUCCUGGGAACCUUUUGCAUCUGCAUCGCAGAGUCAGAACGGAUCAUGGACCUUAACGAGCCGCAAGUACCCCGACCCCGCUUACCAUCCCACGUCUUUUAUCGCUCACUAAACUACAGCGGCAACGUCGGGCUGUCCUUGGGACACCCGUCGGUCAUGACCUCCCUCAGCGGCGAGUUCACGACGUUCAGCAAGCUCGUCAUCUGCGCCAUGAUGAUCCGCGGCCGCCACCGCGGGCUGCCAUACUCGCUCGACCGUGCCAUCAUGCUUCCCAGCGAAGAGAGCUCCUCGCAGUCCGAGAUGGCUAAACGCGCGGCGGCGGAGCGGGAAGAGAGAUAUUUCAUGAACGACAGGCGCCAGAAGUUGCUUUACACCAAGACUAACUAUACCCUGUGA